CGGUGCGGCAGCUAGCGAGCCGAGUGCGGCGCUGAAUUCAAUUAUUUAUUCGCCGCGCGAGCCGCGGGCCGGAGGUCGCUCGUGGAGUGUGUGCGGGGCCGGCGUCUCCCCGUCUCGGUGUUGUUAUCGAACCUACAGUCGGUGUUAUAAGUGACUAUUAUGAGCGACAGGGACAGGUCGUCGCCCUCCCUCACGGACACCCCGCUGAAGACGUACAUCGGCCGUCACGACGACGACUACCCCCUCAUAAACGGAAACGAUUUCCUGAGUCACGGGGCUAGUUUCAACAAAAAAUACGGCAAAUCGGUGAACAACAAGGACGCGCUCGAAGAUAAGAAGGAUGACAGCGAGCUGUGGGAGGCGCAGGCCGCCUUCCUCGGGCCUAAUCUCUGGGACAAAACGCUGCCCUACGAUCCAGAUCUCAAGGUACAAGAAUACGUGGACUUAGACGAGUUCCUGUCGGAGAAUGGCAUGCCGGGAGAGGGUCUCGGAGGCGGCCACCUCGGCGGCUCAGCCUUCGGCGCAGGCACGGGCCUUGCACUCGGCCUGCAGGCGCCCGUCACCAAGCGCGAGAGAUCGCCAUCGCCGUCGGACUGCAUGAGCCCUGACACGAUCAACCCGCCGCUGUCGCCCGCCGACUCCACGUUCUCGAUGGCGUCGUCAGGGCGCGACUUUGAUCCUCGGACGCGUGCAUUCUCUGACGAAGAACUGAAGCCGCAGCCCAUGAUCAAGAAAUCCCGGAAACAGGUAAAUGAAUUCGUGCCCGAUGACCUGAAAGACGACAAGUACUGGGCGCGCCGGCGGAAGAACAACAUGGCUGCCAAGCGAUCUCGUGACGCGCGUCGGAUGAAAGAAAACCAAAUCGCGCUCAGAGCCGGCUACCUUGAAAAGGAGAAUAUGGGCUUGCGACAAGAGGUGGAGUUGUUGAAGAAGGAGAACCACAUCUUGCGCGAGAAGUUGUCCAAGUACGCGGACGUAUAAGCGGACUCACCGCUCAGCACAAACAAGCCACACGAUAUGUCGCGGGUAUUGUCGCGCGUUGCGCCGUCUCGGGGCACACCGCUCCACUUUCUAUUUGUAACGCUUUUCAAAUAUUCGGUUAUAUUGUACUUUACUGACUAAUCUAUUGUUAAAUAUUGUAACACGCUCUGUGUGUAUAGUUCGCACCCUUCCUAGUCCUACUUCCUUACAAACCCUACCCUGUCACUCUCACGUAAACGACUCGAUUCGCUAAUGCGUUCCCCGAGUACUUAUAGUAAAUGUUGUAAUCACAAUCGUAGUUUAGUUAAGCUGCAAGCUGCAAGCGGACGCUGCGCGCGAGCCUAAGUGGGGCGGUAUGGCGAAUCGACUAGUUUAACCCCAGCUCUAAGUUAUUUGUUUGUAUAUCAUAGAAUUAAUCAAUACACAGUUACCGUAAGUUAAUCUACUUAGUUUAAUAGGUGAAUCUUUACCAAAGUUCCGCUCGAACUCUGAUCUAUCGUCGUAUCUAAUUCCCCCCUUCGGACUCGGUUCGACACUCUACAGGGUUAGUCAACGACGUACGGACCAAAUUUUAUGAAGAAUCGUUAUUUUUAAAGAAUGUUUGUCGUGUCCCCGUCCCGAGCGUGCGUGGCGCCGCGCCCGCCGCCUGCGGGGUUUGGUCCGGUCAGGUCCGUUCCGGUCCGCUCCGGCCCGGUCCGGCGGGCGCGGGUUGUCGUCUAUGUUAAUGUUGUUGAAUAUUUAUAUGUUAUCGGCACAGGUCGCGCACGGCACGGGUGCUCUCGUGCCGUGCGCUAGUUUGCUCAAGUGGCUCGCGUACGCAUGCGCAAGUGUAGGCUGCGUCUGUAUAUAGGUAGUUUUAAUAGGACCCCGAGUCGCCCGGGCAGCCCCGGGUCACGCCCCGGACACCCGGUCGCUCACGAUCUCUAUCAUUAUCGUCGCCGACACCAGCUCCGACCCCGUCCGUCCCUCUCUCCGGAAUGAGUGCAGCGCGUCCGCCGGUGUCCGAGGCGUAAGUCUCUCGCUCUAGCUCGCUUCGUAGACCGCUCCGUAUGAGAUUAGCCCGCGGGCCGGCCCGGCCCGUCCGGGCCCGCCGUCUCGCGCGUGCCCUCUGUCGUUUCCGUAGUGAGCGAACACUAGUUUCGUUUCAAAUUUACUUAGUGGAUAGUUUAAGUAGUACGUAGAUUCCGUAGCGUAGUCGUUAUUAGUCUAUUUUUGUUAUGGCUGUAGUUGUUAACGUUUUUAAAAGUUUAUAUUAUUUUUUUUUAGUUAUAAAAAACUCGCGUUAUCGCGUCUAUUUGGGUAGGACCCGCGUGUAGAGAUUGAUCGGCGCCCCGUGCCCACAGCACUGCGACACGCGCGCUCGGCCGCCGUCGGCUGCGACCGUCCGCGGUCGGCCGCGCGUGUCGCCAGGCCCCGCGCGGCCGCGUCCCUACGCACUGACUGCAUCACCUGGACGUUUCCUCCGCACUCUAUUUGACUCGUGCUAAUCUUAUAAUAUAUUUUUGUAGGUUUUUGUCGUUGAUAAAUGAGUCAAUUGAAUGUUUAUUGAAUUGAAAUAAAAUUAAUGUUUAUGAACUAAGACUAAGAAGUUGUUGCAUUUGAAAGUAUUUUAUGAAUACAAAGCGAGAACAAUAAAAUGUUUUUUCUAUAAAGGUUUACAUGUGAAGGAUUCUAUAAAGGUGUGACGGUUAAACUUUUAAAAUGCACUGUUUCAUAUCAAAUGAUAUUAUAUGUAAUGAACUUAAUGUUAUUCGGCCGCGCAGUGCGGCAUUUGAUAUUCCAUCUUGUUUGUUAAAAAGUAUACAUUAAAAAUUAAAUUAUGCUAUAUUAUGUAUAUGGUACUUAUACAGUUUACAUAAUAAAUUAUAAUUGUUUCCGCAGACAUUGUAAUAAAUGGGUAUAUAAAUAAAUGUAAUACAUAAUGUAAUGGUAAGGUGUCGUGAUAAGAAGGAGUUGUGUGUAAGCGUCGCGGUCCGCGCCGCGCCGCAUCGCACCGCAUCGCACCGCACCGCGGGCGCUCCGCCUCCUUAUUUAUUUAUUUCCCUCUCUCGUGAGAAUUAAUCGCCUUUUGUGAAUAUGUAUCUGUAUUGCAACAAUGUAAAACCAUAUUGAUGUACGAGUAGUAUUUCGUUUGAUUAUAAUUUAUAUGGUUCUAUGGAUUGAAAUAAACGUUAAAUGUUGUA
Molecule: messenger RNA, 3164 nt
Organism: Nymphalis io (European peacock)
Lineage: Eukaryota; Metazoa; Arthropoda; Insecta; Lepidoptera; Nymphalidae
Gene: Pdp1
Product: hepatic leukemia factor
Exons: 8
Coding region: 160-981 (273 amino acids)
Biological process (GO): regulation of transcription by RNA polymerase II
Cellular component (GO): nucleus
Molecular function (GO): RNA polymerase II cis-regulatory region sequence-specific DNA binding; DNA-binding transcription factor activity, RNA polymerase II-specific
Source: RefSeq, a predicted model, not a curated record